GUUUACGUUUCGUCUCGCGAAUCGUAGUACGAGAAGAUUUUCUUUGUCAUAAUUUUACAAUUUUGAUGAAUUUUGUGUCAUACUAACAUAUAUUUUGCAAUUUUUUAUAAGCGCUUGUCGCAAAAUCUCAUAUCACAUAAGGGGCGGAAAACGAGCCAAGUGUCUUGAUAGUGAAUUAGGUUCGGAUUGGCAAAAUAGUGGCGUACGUGAUACUUGUUUCGGUAAAGAAUCGCCUGAGUUGUGAUGUCUGAAAAACAAAACAAGAAGUUAGAAAAACCAUAACAGCACACACCAGUGCGGCAGCUAUAGACAAACGCCGCUUCGAGCCGGGAGGCGACCAAUAGAGAUAUCGAUUUUACCCUUGCUGAAAAUGUAACUAAUUGCAUGACAUCCGGAUCUUAAUUGGCACAGAUGCAUGGAAGUAGGGCCACUGUACAGGAAACAUAGUUUCUGCGCUUGUGUAAAGUUUUACAAGUUUGUUUUACAAAGAACCUCAACAAACAUGCCUAUCGAUGAAGUACAACCACAAUCUCAGCAACAACAAACGCAACAACAACCCCCACAACAACAGCAGCAGCAACAACAACACCCACAGAGCUACCGGACAAAUCAGACGACAGCCUCGAAGACAGCGCCACUGGACGACGAGGAGGAGGAAGACGAAGAGGAUGACGACGAAGCGGAAACCGUCGGAGAGCCCACCGAUGCACGAAGCUACUCCAGUACACAAAUUGCCUCCGCCGGAGGAGGCUACUACGAGGAGGAGGAAGACGACGAGGAAGAUGAGGUGGAAGAACACUCCGAACUGAGGCAGUUGUUUGCGCCGAUAGUUGACGCCCAGGCGCAAAGUGAGGACGAGGAAGAUGGAGACUACAUUCCGGACGAGGAGGUGAAGAAGACCAUCAUGGUGGGGAGCGACUUUCAGGCGGUUAUACCGGAGGGUCUUUGCCGGUACGAUGACGCGUUGCCUUACGAAAACGAGGACAAGUUGCUGUGGAAUCCGACGGUGCUGAAUGAGGAGUCGAUCGUAGAGUACCUGCAGAAAAUGACCAGUGGAGCGAACAACAACACGGGCGCACCCCAGGCGAACACCGUUUACUCGAUACCACUCGGGAAACACUUGAGGGACGAUGAACAGGGUCUGUACUUGCUGCAGCAGUGUGGACACAACAUGGAGGAAGCACUGAGACGGAAGCGGAUCAAUGCGGUCCCGGUGGCGGAUCAGCAGAUGAGUAUAUGGUCUGAGGAGGAGUGUAGGAAUUUUGAAAAUGGGCUGCGGAUACACGGGAAGGAUUUUCACAUGAUUCAACAAUCGAAGGUUCGCACUCGCUCGGUGGGAGAGCUCGUUCAGUUUUAUUACCUCUGGAAGAAAACCGAAAGACAUGACAUUUUCGCUAGCAAGGCGAGACUGGAGAAGAAAAAGUACAACCUCCAUCCGGGGCUGACGGACCACAUGGAUCGCUUUCUGGAGGAACAGGAGAAUAGCACCGGAUUCGGGGAUCGCAGCUCUUCGCCCGGCUUCAACAGUUUGUAUAGCAGUGAAGCGAAACGGCAGCGUUUGUUGGAUUCCAAAGAUCAUUCAACCACUACGGGAUCCUCGAAAAGGUCUUCAUCGCUAUGAUUUCCGCGCCGUUUGCUGACGAACCUCGAGAUCAUCGCGACUUGGUUUUUACUUUUCGGUGCGCCGACCGAGUGCUAAUCACGAGAAGGAAUGUAGGGGGAGCGAACUAUUUAAUUGUAUUAAGUGGAAAACGUGAUUCAUUUUUAUUGAUACAUUUUCGAACAGGAAAAGUAUUUGUUUAGGUCAAAGACACAUAGACACGUGCAUCUCAACAGGUUAACCUUUAUACAAUCACUGUUUUGCGACGUAGGAGCGAGUGUUUUUUUGUCAUUUACGAUAAACUAUUUAUGAAAAAGAACAAAAUGACACGAUAGCUAUGAUAGACGGUGGUAUCACAAAAUCACAAAGAUUCUUAAUUUACUUGCUUCGGCCAGACGAAGCGAAUCUCGGCAAAGCGAUGGUUUAAUGUAUCCUAAUUCCGAUGCAUGUAUUGCAUUUCUAUCUUGUCAAAAUUGUCAAAACUAGGCUGAAUGGUAAAAAUAUAACACAG
Molecule: messenger RNA, 2111 nt
Organism: Toxorhynchites rutilus septentrionalis
Lineage: Eukaryota; Metazoa; Arthropoda; Insecta; Diptera; Culicidae
Product: mesoderm induction early response protein 1
Exons: 7
Coding region: 416-1621 (401 amino acids)
Biological process (GO): negative regulation of transcription by RNA polymerase II
Cellular component (GO): nucleoplasm
Molecular function (GO): histone deacetylase binding; transcription corepressor activity
Source: RefSeq, a predicted model, not a curated record